AUGACCCUUGCCACUGCUAUGUUUUCAAAGUUGGAAGAUUGUUUAGUACUGCACACGCCGAAGCCGUUUAUGAAGCUAUCGGUUGCUAUUUUCCAAUCUGCCAGUAGCGUGCAGAUUUCUCGGCUCGGGAGAUCCUUCAAUGGAAAGUACAAUCUCCUAAAUUUCUUCACUGGAUCACCUGGAACCUCGAUCUUAGACCUCGUCACUUUGUGUGCUGAGUGGAGAAUCCCUGACAGGAAUGAGCGGGUGCCCGGGACUGAGAACGAUGCCCACUGCAUUACUUCAAGGAAGCGGUACGAAGCGGUGCUUGCCUUCGGUGGUUGUACAACAAAUGUAUAA
This is a messenger RNA of Sphaeroforma arctica JP610, 339 nucleotides long. RefSeq lists its product as hypothetical. Lineage: Eukaryota; Ichthyosporea; Ichthyophonida. Bases 1 to 339 code for a protein of 112 amino acids. The transcript has a single exon. The record is from RefSeq and is a predicted model, not a curated record.